Contarinia nasturtii (swede midge) is the source of this 1620-nucleotide messenger RNA. RefSeq lists its product as uncharacterized. NCBI's taxonomy places the organism in Eukaryota, Metazoa, Arthropoda, Insecta, Diptera, Cecidomyiidae. Bases 57 to 527 code for a protein of 156 amino acids. The record is from RefSeq and is a predicted model, not a curated record. The transcript is spliced from 3 exons.
UUUUGGAUUUACGUUGUUAACUAUCAAUUUUCAACGUUACAUUUCUGUUGAACAAAAUGAAAACUUUAUUGGUAUUCUGUGCUCUGAUUGCAGCAGUAACGCUUGCAAAUGGUAAUCCCAUUACAUCAGAUGAGUUUAGCCUUUUGAAUGCUGAAUACAACGAUUACAGUUGCGACUGCGCUCUGAAAAAUGCAUUAAAAGUGACUUGUAAAUUGCUUCUCAGCGAAAAAAUGGAAUUAACUCGUGAAAAUUUUCGUACAAUGAUUUAUUACGAAUUUCGACUUGGAUUAUCAAGACAAGAGUGUAUCGAUCAACUUGUUUCGACUUUUGGCGAUGAAGCACCAUCCUUCAGCACUAUGAAAAACUGGUACAAUGAAUUCAAUCGUGGCCGUGGUUUGCUCAAAAACGAGCCCCAUGAAGGUCGUCUAAAAUCAGUUGUUGUUCCACAAAACAUCGAUGCUGCCAGAAACAUGACAAUGGAAGAUCGUCAUGUGACAUACCAUGAGCAUACACACGAUUUUGCAUGAACAUUUGGCCGUGAAAAAAAUUUGCUCGCGUUGGAUCCCACAUAAAUUGACCGAUGAUCAAAUAAUGGCUAGUGUGUAAAGAAAAGCUCAACAAAUACAAUCGAGGUGUAUCAAAUCGUGACAGGUGACGAAUCAUGGAUAUAUGCAUAUGAGCCCGAAAGUAAACAGCAGUCGACUGUAUGGGUCUUCCAAAGUGAAGAUAAUCCAACGAAAGUUGUCCGAGCAAGAAGCACUUCGAAGCAAAUGGUCGCCUGUUUUUUCACGAUUAGUGGACAUGUAGCAACCGUUCCACUAGAGGAUCGUGGGACGGUCAAUUCUGAUUGGUACACCACCAUUUGUUUGCCCAAAGUGUUUGGUGAAUUGAGAAAAAAACGAUCGCCGUCACAGAAUAGUUAUUCUUCAUCAUGAUAAUGCGAGCUCUCACACAUCUCAUCAAACAACUGAUUAUUUGACCACUCAAAAGAUCGAAUUGAUGGGUCAUCCGCCGUACAGUCCUGAUUUGACACCCAACGAUUUCUUUUUAUUCCCUCACGUGAAGAAUAAACUACGUGGUCAACGAUUUCCGACGCCCGAAGAAGCAGUUGAUGCGUUCAAAACACACGUUUUGGAGGUGUCUAACGCGGAAUGGAAAAACGGUUAUGACAAAUGGUUCAAGCGAAUGCAAAAGUGUAUCGAUCAUCGUCGAGAUUACUUUGAAAAACAAUAAAGCGAUUUUCAAUGAUGAAUUAUUGUUAUUUCGUUAUUAGGCCCAAAUUAUAAGUAACAGCCUACGUACAAGACUUUGGCCGUCUCAAAUUGAAAAGCAAUAAUUAGUUUUAAUUGUCAACAAAGUAGAUAAAAGAAAGGCAGUUUGAUACCAGAGAGCGUAGACUGUGUUUUUCAUAUUGAUAACGUACAAUAACACUAUGUCAUUUAGUAUAAGAUCACAUUAACCACUCGAUUCGAGUAUAUUUAAUGUGAAUCAUUUUCAAUUCUUUUUCUUGUACGAUAAUAAGUAUUACUUAUUAAGUAAAUAAAAAACAAUUCUUUCGAUUAUUGGUAUAAUGAAAUCAGAUCAAAUAUAUUUUUCUUUCAUUAAAUCAUGAGAUUAUCA